UAAAAAAUGAAUUACCUUCAAAAACUCUUUAUAACAAAAUAAAGAAGAAAUUGAUUCUCUUUUCGCACUAUGGUGUUUUAAACGUCAUCCUAUUACUUUUAUGAAAAAGCUUUCAAAAUUCGAGAGUGGUAUGUAAUUUUUAAAAGUUUUAGAUGGCAUUUAUAUCUGCAAUAUAAGAAUGAAAUUAUCACGUAUGAAACUAAUAUGGCAAGGGGACCUUUGGAAUUUCUUCAGAAAACUUAGCUCUUGGGCAGGGAAUGGCUCGAACGCCCCAAACACGCUUGCUAGAACUGACAAACGACACUAUGGCUGUGCGAUCACCACACCAGGCACAUCGGGACAAGAGCAAUGUAUACUAGACUCAUGCAGUAUCAAUCCAAACUGUCAAGAACCACGAGUGAUCAUAGUGGGGGCUGGGAUGGCAGGCCUCUCGGCAGCACAUCGACUCACUCAAUGUGGCAUAAAAAAUUUCCUCGUCCUUGAAGCUAAAGAAAGGCCCGGCGGACGAAUACAUUCUUGUUGGCUUGGUGAUGCAGUCAUUGAAAUGGGGGCAGAGUGGAUUUUUGGCGCAUGUUUGCCAAAUUCUGUAUACACUCUAGCAUCGCAGGACAAACUUUUGCAACAACCGUUGCCUCGUUUGGACGCUUCGAGAGGCUUAUUUUGCACCAGCGAAGGACGUGCAGUUGACUUACCAGUUACAAUUACGGCUUAUCACACUUUUAGGCAAAUAGAACAACAAGCUGCCAAUUUAUUUAGACUAGGAGGGGAACGACAACAUGGAACUUUAUUGAAUUUUAUCGGGUUACGCAUACAACAAGAACUACAUAAUUUUCCUGAAGAUCAAAGGUAUGACGCCGCUCGCGUUAUGUUUGGUUUAACAAAUAUUUUGAGAAAUAGAUGCGGAGAUGAUCUGUCUUUAGUCAGUGCCGAUCAGUACGGUAGCUAUAUUGAACUGCCCGGAGGUUGCGUGCGGGUCCCUCUGGGUUACGUAGGUGUGAUGGCACCACUACUGCGCGGACUUCCAGACAAUUGCAUUCGAUAUAAUAAACCUGUCAAUGUAAUUCGAUGGGGACAAGGCCAAACAGGUGAAGGACGCUCCCUUAUUAAAUGUUGUGACGGAGAAGAGCUUUAUGCUGAUUAUGUCAUUGUUACAAUGUCUCUAGGCUGUCUAAAAUGUCAAGCAGACAAAUUGUUUGCUCCACCGCUUCCGGUCUGUAAAUUGGACGCUAUAUGUAAUUUAGGUUUUGGUCUCAGCGAUAAAAUUUUCCUCGAGUACUCUGAGCCUUUUUGGGUAUGCCAUGAAGGUAACUUAAAACUUGCUUGGUCAGCUGAAGAAUUGCAAUGCAGAAGUGAUUGGACACGAGGCGUUUGUGCCAUAGAUGAACUGCCGGGCAGUAAACACGUGUUAUGCGCUAUGAUAUCCGGUCAAGAAGCUGCCGUCAUGGAAUCAAUGGCAGACAACGACGUCGCUGAAGGACUGACACAAUUAUUGCGCAGAUUCACUGGCAAUCCAUGCUUACCUUACCCACAAAUGAUGCUACGUUCAAAAUGGGCUUCAGAUCCACAUUUUUGUGGGUCAUUUUCUUACAUGAGUUGUGUGUCUACAGUGAGCCACCAAUGUGAAUUGGGAACCCCCGUACCAGGUCCAUGCGAUCCGAUACCACCGGUCCUUUUGUUUGCGGGUGAAGCUACUGUACCCGGAUAUUUCGCCACAGCACACGGAGCACGGUUGAGCGGUAUUCGUGAAGCCGAACGCAUUAUAUUACUAACAAAAAAAUUCGAAGGUCCUCCACGGCGUUAACGCUUUGUGUAUCAUGUAUAGAAGUGUAAUACGUAGUAGGUAUUUCAUUUGUAUUAUAAUUAUGACGUUAUCCCAUUUGUAUGAUUGUAGUUUGAAGAUUGUUUUUUUAAUAAACAUGAAGUAUUGUGUC
Molecule: messenger RNA, 1931 nt
Organism: Trichoplusia ni (cabbage looper)
Lineage: Eukaryota; Metazoa; Arthropoda; Insecta; Lepidoptera; Noctuidae
Product: peroxisomal N(1)-acetyl-spermine/spermidine oxidase-like
Exons: 2
Coding region: 179-1801 (540 amino acids)
Molecular function (GO): polyamine oxidase activity
Source: RefSeq, a predicted model, not a curated record